Messenger RNA from Taeniopygia guttata (zebra finch), 668 nucleotides. The record is from RefSeq and is a predicted model, not a curated record. NCBI's taxonomy places the organism in Eukaryota, Metazoa, Chordata, Aves, Passeriformes, Estrildidae.
GGCGCCUCUCGCGAGCGCGGCGGCCAUGGCGGUGCUGCGGGCGCUGCUGCUGCUGCUCUCCAGCCCGCGGCUCGUGGAGCGGCUCUCGGAGUCGCGGCCCAUCCGCGCCGCCGCCCGGGUCACCGCCGGCGCCCUCACCCGCGGCCAGCGCCACCUGGCCCCGCGCCUGCUUCGCCUGCGCGACGCCUUCCUCGCCGAGCUCAAGGACGGCGCCCGCGCGCGGGGGUGGCCGUGGCCGCGCGGGCCGGGCCGCGGCGGCCGCCCCGGAUCAGCGCCGUGAUCGCCGCUGCGAGCGGGCGGCAGCCGCGGACAGACGAGACCCGCCGCCGCUCCCCUGCGCCGAGCGCACGGAGCGCGUUGGCACCGGCGGGUGACAGCGGAGCCCCGGCAGCCGCCCCGGACCCCGGCCGUGCCCGGGCUGUGGAUGGCGAGCUGCGGACUGGACGGUGCGUUCCUCAUCGCGCGGCCUGGAGCGACUCCUCGGGAAAGCAUGAACACGGGAAGCUGCUCCUCGUCGGUUUCAUGGAUUUCCAUUUCAAAGACAGUAUACACGUCCCACGGUUCUCAGGAACAAACAGACUUACUUUAUAAUCACCCACAAUGCUGUGAAGAUUGUCACUUUAAGCGCUUGAUAAGAAACUUAAAAUAAAAUCACAAUUCUCAGAGGA